Messenger RNA from Physcomitrium patens, 1298 nucleotides. RefSeq names its product ATP synthase subunit delta', mitochondrial. Lineage: Eukaryota; Viridiplantae; Streptophyta; Bryopsida; Funariales; Funariaceae. The record is from RefSeq and is a predicted model, not a curated record. Gene Ontology annotation, biological process: proton motive force-driven ATP synthesis. Gene Ontology annotation, molecular function: proton-transporting ATP synthase activity, rotational mechanism.
CCUCCGUCCCGCUCGUCGGCCUGGGUUUCUUGACAUCUGAUUUCCUUCCAGUCUUCUUCACUUCGCACCUUUUGUUGUGGCUUGCAGAUCGGAUCCCUCCCAUCCCUCCUGCUCCUGAACUCACCCGUUUGUACUCGCUCUUCUUCGUCUUUUCGGAGAGAAACAAUGCUGGUCAGGCAAGGAUUGAGGUCGGGUCUGCGGACUUGGGCUGCAUGUCGGCCCCUGUUGGCACGCAGUUAUGCGGCGGAAGCGGAAGCCCCUGCUGCACAGGCGGUAGUUCCUGAAAAAUUCAAGGAAGACUGGAAAAAGAUUGCUCCGAAUUAUGACCUGCCACAUUUCCCAAGUGAAUACAUGAAUGCUCGACCUUCCGUUCCCUCAACCUUGCCCGCCAAGCUGACGGUGAACUUCGUUCUUCCCCACCAGUUUGAGAUGCAGGCCAAGGAGGUGGACAUGGUCAUCGUGCCAGCAACAUCAGGACAGAUGGGAGUUUUGCCUGGCCACGUUCCUACCAUUGCGGAGUUGAAGCCUGGACUUAUGUCCGUUCACGAGGGUUCUGAUGUCAAGCAGUACUUUGUAAGCAGUGGGUUUGCGUUCGUGCACGCUAACUCUGUCGCGGAUAUUGUUGCAAUUGAGGCAGUAUCCUUGGACAAGUUUGACCCUGAGGAGGUAAAGAAAGGAGUCCAGGAGUACACUCAGAAGGUCGCUAAUGCCAAGGAUGAUUUGGAAAGGGCAGAAGCUCAAAUUGGCCUUGAGGUACACAGUGCUUUGCAGGCAGCGCUGGGCGUUUCUGCGUAAAGAGUUUAUCAACGCUGUUCUUGCUCAUUAGUCUUAUAUCCCUUGAGGUGUUUCUGGUGUCUUUUAGCCUUGAUUUUCGUGGUCAUGGCGUUGUAGUAUCUACUGGUACAUGAUCUACCAGAACUGCAGGGCUGACUUCAAAUUUUCCAGCUUUUUGCUGUAUGGAUAAUACCACGGUUGGCUCAAGUAGAUGAUCACUGAAGAUGACUUCACUUCUUCCUUCAUUCUUCAGCAACUUCGUGGAUGUGAUUCCUUGAGUUACGCAGAAGUUCCUUGUCUGUGGGUCUUUCAAUUCAUCAAUUGAACACGAGGCUGUUUGAUGGGUGAUGUGGACCGAUGAGAUCAAUUUCCUUGAGUCUCCUAGAGUUUUUCUUUUUGUCUUCUUGUGUGGGUGUGUGAAUAAUGAUUCAACUGCCUUUCAUUUGUUCUAGUUUGCUGAAACCGUCAGCAAUAUAGUGACCUGUGGUUGUAACUUGUGUUAUUAGAAAAUCAUUCAAAUGGUA